CGCCAGAGAGAGAGUGAGAAAGACAGAGAGAGAGAGAGAGAGAGAGAGAGAGAGAGAGCGAGCCGACACGACACGCGCCGCUCCGACAAACUUUUCCUCCUCGCCGACAACUUUCAGUGUCAAGACGGGUCGACGUCGUCGGCGGAGAGCCACCGAACAACAACGACAAAAUAUCGAUGCCAUGGACUAAUCGGAAACCUUUUCGUCUGCACUCGGACACUUUCCACCGAAGUUUCUUUCUUUCUUUCGUGUGUGUGUGUGUGUGUGUGCGUGUAUGUCUUUUUGAUGUGAGAUCAUGAGCGCACAUCGGAAUAAUGGCCUCUUCAUGCCUUUGUGUCAUUUAAUCAAUCAGCCCCGAUGGAGCCGGUUACGUCUGUGGAAGUGUGUGUGUGUGUGUGUGUGCGCGCGCGCGCUCUGAUCGGUGGUAGUUAUUGAUCAUCGACGGGGUGAUUAUUGGCUCACGCGGACAUGGAUCUCCAGGUGAUCGUGUGGCUCUGCUACUGCUUCCUGCUGCCCGCCGUGCUGCUGACAGCUUGUCUCCUGCGCUACAACAUCCUGUCCCUGGUUUAUUUCCUCUACCUGCUGCUGCUGCCCUGGUUCCUGUGUCCCAACAAACACACAAUCAGAGGUCACACUGGUCGUUUUAUCAGAGCAGUAUUCUGUACCAGUCUACUAUUUGUACUGGCCCACAUCUGCUUCCAGACAGUCCUGUACACGUAUCCUCCUCUCAACAUUGGGAUCGGUGAUAACUGUUCACAAUGGGACGCCAUCACCAGCCAUAUAGGGGUAUCCAGGCUUCCCCUGGACGACCUUUGGAGUGUGCUACGCCUCCUGUGUCCCGACCUGGGCGUGUGCGUCGUUUCCUUGGUCACGGUCAUCCUCUGCAGCAGAUUGGUCAGGAACAGGGAAAUGGUGGCGGCUGCCAAUAUCACAUCGCUAGAAGAUGAUCCAACAGAUGCAAACGCAGAAGGCGAAGAUGAUGCUGAAGAUGAGGAAGAGGAGCAGGAGGAGGAGGUGGAAGUGGAAGAAGAGACAUCGGGAAAUGAAGACGAUGAAGAGAGGUCAUUACCCGCCGAGGAGGUUUCCACGGCGACCAGAGCCAAGCAGAUGCCCGAACGUCUGAAGGUCAUCGCUCGGAAAGUUCUGCGGGACCUGGGGAGGAUCUUGGCCAUCAGCUUGCUGGCUCUGGCUGGCAUCACUCUGCCCUCUGCCUUCUCAGCCGUCUACUUCCUGCUUUUCAUCGGCGUGUGCACGUGGUGGGCGUACAACCUUCCCAUCAGUCACCUGGGUUUCAAUGCACUGUGUGUGAUGGUGGGCUUCUUCACUGCCGGCCACAUGGUGUGUCUGUACUUGUACCAGAGCCUGCUGGCCCAGGCCCUGUUCCCCCCGCACAGUCUGUGGGCCAGACUCUUUGGUCUGAAGGACAUCAUCAUACCAGGAAACUGCUCCUCGCCCUAUGAACUCAACCUCAAUGCCGACUACGAUUGGCCGGUUUAUGUCAACCCAGGGAUACUGUUCCUCCUCUACAUCACCAUAGUAACUGUUCUCAAGACAGGACGUCAUGGAACACCUAACCAGGUUGACGGGCAGCAGCAGCAGCAGCAGCAGGAGGAGGAGGAGAAGAAAGGGGAAGAGCUGAAGCUGGACGAACUGGAGCUGAGGUCGUGGAAUCAGCAGAAAGAAAACUACGAAGAGGAGACUCAGCUCAUGCUCCUGUCAGGAGGCAGCCGAGGAGGAACCGUGGGUGAAGAGAGUCAGCCAGACUUGGGUGACCUGGAGCAGGAAACUGGUGUUAGCGGCGUCCCCAGUGGCCAGCAGAGCGAAAGUCCCUUCUUCCUGCUGGGGAAGGUGGUGAUGCAGCAGAGCUACGUCUGUGCUCUCAUAGCCAUGAUGGUUUGGAGCAUCACGUACCACAGCUGGCUGACCUUCGUGCUGCUGCUGUGGGCCUGUCUCAUCUGGAUCCUGCGUGCCAGGCGGCAUGCAGCCACUCUGUGCUCCCCGUUCAUCCUGCUCUACGGCCUGGCUUUGUGCUGUCUGCAGUACGUCUGGGCCAUGGAGCUUCAGCCCGAACUGCCCACCACGGUGGGGACCAUGAGCCUCAGGCAGCUGGGACUGGACAGAGCCCAGUACCCCUGUCUACGACUGGGAGCGAUGCUUCUGUUCACUCUAACUUUCUGGCUGUUGGUGCGUCAGUCGGUGAAGGAAAACUUCAGCAGGAAGAGGAAAAUGGCCACACCACUACAGGAAGUCACUACAGGAGCAGAGGAGGCCGGUAGCGAAUCCGUGCUGAGGGUCCUGGGCGGCAUGGUGAUGAGCUGCUACGCCAAAUACUGGAUCUACGUGUGCGGGGGGAUGUUCAUCAUGGUCUCCUUCGCCGGAAAACUCGUCGGAUACAAGAUCAUCUACAUGCUGCUGUUCCUGCUCUGCCUGUGUCUCUAUCAGGUGUACUAUUCUCUGUGGAGGCGUCUGCUGAAGCUCUUCUGGUGGCUGGUUGUGGCCUACACCAUGCUGGUGCUCAUCUCCAUCUACACUUACCAGUUUGAAGACUUCCCUGGAUACUGGAGAAACUUUACUGGCUUCACGGAAGAACAGCUGGCGGCCAUCGGUCUGGAGACGUUCGCUCUGUCCGAGCUCUUCUCCAGUAUUCUGAUCCCCGGCUUCUUCCUGCUCGCCUGUAUCCUGCAGCUGCACUACUUCCACAAGCCCUUCAUGAGAAUCACCAACCUGGAGCAUGUGACGCCGAUACACAAGAAGAAGAGCAGCGAAAGGACGGAGCCAGUUGGCCCCGGCAACGAGGGGGUGAACUUUGAGGAGGACGACCUGGCGACUACCAUGGAUGAGGAAUCUGAAGACGAAGAGGAGCUGGGGCCCAGUAAGUGGGGUCUGGUGAUGGACAGAUUGCUGGUGCUGUCCAGGAGAUUCUACGACAACCUGACCAAAGUUCAAGUGUUUCUCUGGAGGCUCCUGGAGCUCCACAUCCUCAAGAUGGUGGCCUUCUUCUCCGUGUGGGUGGCCCUUGAAGAGCCGUCCGUGAUGAACCUGGUGCUGGUGGUGCUGUGGUCUCUGGCGAUGCCCUACGGCCGCUUCAGGCCCAUGGCCUCCUGCCUGUCCACGGUCUGGGUGUGUGUCAUCAUCGUGUGCAAGAUGCUCUACCAGCUCAGCGUCGUCAACCCCAUCGAGUACUCCAGUAACUGUAGCCUGCCUUUGAUAAAUCAAACCAACCUGUUGCCAGAGGAGAUGGUGAACUCCUCUCUGUAUAAGGAUCCAGUGGAUCCAGCCAACUGGUUUGGCAUCCGGAAAGACGCCACCGUACUGGGAUACAGCAAGAACCAUUUAAUAGUGUUGAUGCUGUUGGUGUUUGAGGCGACAGUGUACCGGCACCAGGCUCAUCACUACCGUCAGCUCCAGCGAUCUCCGCCCACCAUUCCGGCCCUGUUCCCCGCCGCCACCAGAGACACUCUGGACCAGGGCCUCCUGUCCUGCAUCAAGUACCUGCUCAACUACACCUUCUACAAGUUUGGAUUGGAGAUUUGCUUCCUGAUGACGGUGAAUGUGAUUGGCCAGCGGAUGAACUUCCUGGUGAUAAUCCAUGGCUGCUGGUUGGUUGCCAUCCUGGUGAAGCGGCGGCGCGCAGCCAUUGCCGGGAUCUGGCCCCGAUACUGUCUCUUCCUGUCCGUGUUCAUGAUCUACCAGUACCUGCUGUGUGUGGGCAUGCCGCCCGCUCUCUGUAUAGACUACCCAUGGCGUUGGAACACUCCAGUGUUGAUGAACUCCGCGCUCAUCAAAUGGAUCUUUCUGCCGGACUUCUUCACCGUGCCGAACUCCAAAAACCUCAUAGCGGACUUUGUGCUGCUGAUAUGUGCGUCGCAGCAGUGGAAGGUGUUUGAGUGUGAGCACACGGAGGAGUGGAUGGUUCCGGCGGGAGAGAACAAAGACGACCCCGAGCCGAUGGAAGGUCGACUGUUUAACCCUGCACCCAACUUCAUCAACUGCAGGAGUUACCUGGACAUGGCGAAGGUUUUGGUGUUUCGCUACCUCUUCUGGUUUGUGCUGUCGGUGGUCUUCGUCACCGGGGCCACCAGGAUCUCCGUGUUCGGACUGGGCUACCUGCUCGCCUGCUUCUUUUUCCUGCUGUUCGGAACCCAGCUGCUGGUCAAACCCUCCAGGACCCGCCUCGCCCUGUGGGACUGUCUCAUCAUCUACAACGUGGCAGUUAUCAUAUCUAAAAAUAUGUUAUCGAUCCUGGCGUGUGUGUUUGUAUUUGAGAUGCAGAAGGGCUUCUGUUGGGUGAUUCAGCUCUUCAGCCUGGUUUGCACCGUCAAAGGAUAUUAUGACCCGAAAGCGGUGAGCGAUAAGACCUGCAGCCUUCCGGUGGAGGAGGCCGGCAUCAUGUGGGACAGUAUCUGCUUUCUCUGCCUGUUGCUGCAGAGGCGGGUCUUCCUCAGUUUCUACUUCCUGCACGUGACCGCAGAGCUGCAGGCUUCUGCCAAACAGGCCUCAAGGGGGUUUGAGCUCUUCAGAGCCAGUAUCGUGAAGAACAUUAAGUUUCACCAACAAGCUGAGAAGAAGUCUCUGUCACAGCUCAAGAGAUCGAUGCAGAGGAUUCGCUCCAAGCAGCAGAAGUACAGAGAAGGACACAAAACAAGUGAAGACGCCAACGAGAGUCCGACGGCUGAGACGCAGUCAGAGAAGAAGAAGUCCAAGAAGAAGGAGUGGCACCGGCCGUGGCUGGACCACGCUACAGUGCUCCACUCAGGAGAGUACUACCUGUUUGAAUCAGACAGUGAGGAUGAGGAGGAUCUGCAGUCUGAAGAACAGAAGCCGCAGAAACAGACGGCUUGUCAGUUGGCGUACCAGGCGUGGGUGACCAGUGUGAAAGCGGCUCUGAGAGACCGCCAGAGGCGCCAGCGACAGUUGCGGAGGAUGGAGAGGAAAGAGAAAGAGAGACAACAAAGACUGGACUCACAGCAACAGGCGGCUUUCUCCGCGAUAGGUGUAGGUUCUGGGGACGAUGUGUUCGAGGACCCCGUGGUUCAGGGGGAGGUGGCGGAGGAACAGGAGUCUGGUCACGGCGAGAUGGUCCAGAGGAUCUUGGACAUCCUGCGCUUCCUGUGGGCCAUCGUUUUGGCCAUGGUGGACGGGCUGGUUCAGUGGCUCAACCUGCUGACCAAGCAGUACAGAGAGACGUCCACCGUUCUCUGCAACGAGCGCUACUUCAUCAUACACAAGAUACAGCAGCAUCACACGACGGCGGACUCCACCGACGACCAGCUGUCGAUGGACAGCGACAGUCCCACGCUGGAGAGCUGUUUGGACGAGACGGAUGCGGAAAACUUCACCGGAUACAGCUUCCUGGAGGUGGACAGCAGCCGCGUGUCGGGCCGGUGCACCCCCAGGCCGAGGCGCCACAGCACGGGGAAUCUGUUGAGUCCUGAACCCCCAUCCAGCAGCAGCAUGGAGCUGCUACCAGAGUCGUCCAAGCAGCAGCACAGAUACUCCAGAACGGCCAGCGAGCUGCUGGGAGACAGGCAGUUCUUCAUCGAGGAGCUGGAACAGAGCCGGGAGUUCUACACCGACCAGAACCGCCUGCUGAAGCUGCUGUUCGCCAUGCACAACCUGCUGGCGGCCAACUCGGAGCUCGUCUGCUAUUUCAUCAUAGUGCUGAACAACGUGGCCAGUGCCUCGGUGAUUUCGCUGGUGCUGCCCAUCCUGGUGUUCCUGUGGGCGAUGCUGGCCGUUCCCAGACCAACCAAGAAGUUCUGGAUGACCGCUAUAGUCUACACAGAGGUGAUGGUGUUGGUGAAGUACCUGUUCCAGUUUGGAUUCUUCCCCUGGAACAGUGUUUAUGAGAUGACUCUGAACGAAGACAAGCCUUUCUUCCCGCCCCGCAUCCUGGGCCUGGAGAAGACCGACAACUACAUCAAAUACGACCUCCUGCAGCUGCUGGUUCUGUUCUUCCACAGAUCCCUGCUCAUGCGGUAUGGUCUCUGGGACCACGAGGGCCCCCUGGAGGAGCAGAGCCCCUCACCAGAAAGUUGUAAGGAUGAAGGAAAAACUGGUGCUGAAGGAGAUGAAGAUGGAAGGAGGCAGGAGGGAGGAGGAGGAGGAGGAGAAGAGGAGGAAGAAGGCAGAGUUACAUCCACAUCCACCUUGGACAACCUGGAAGUGACCCAACAGGACCAGUUUGAAAAGGGAAGUGUGGACAGCGUUGAACUGAACGCCAGCUUUGCUGCUGCUGCCACACCACAAGUCUCUGAGGCGGAACCAGCAGCACCCGUCGGGUCAAAGGAUGAACAGGACGCGCCGGAGCCUCCCAGCACACCGACUGGGGAGGGAGACGACGAGCGGGCGAUCGAGGAGGCCCCAAAGAAAAGCAGCAGCAUCCGCUUCCGCAGGAAAAGUAAACAAGCCAAGCAGCAGCGCGGCAAAGGUUUGAAUUCCUCCUCGGUCCCAGUUCCGCCCGUCCCGGUGGAGCCCGCGGCCGAGAGCCCAGAUCCCAGCAAGGAACCGGCCAAGAAGAAGAAGAAAGGCAGGAGGAGGGAGGCGGCCACUCAGAGGCUACUGGCCGCGGGAAACAAGAUCAAACACGUCUUCCUCUCUGGCGUUCAGAGCGUUUACGGGCCGGCUCAGGGCUUCUUCAGCGAUAUUCUCCAGGCUGAGUAUCGGGCGGCCACCGACGUCUACGCCCUCAUGUUCCUGACCGACGUCAUCGACUUCAUCAUCGUCGUCUUCGGCUUUUGGGCUUUUGGGAAACACAGCGCAGCGGCUGAUAUCGCCUCCAGUCUGUCGGAGGACCAGGUUCCCGAGGCGUUCCUGGUGAUGCUGCUCAUCCAGUUCAGCACCAUGAUCAUCGACAGAGCCCUGUACCUGCGCAAGGCCGUCCUGGGAAAACUCAUCUUCCAGGUGAUCCUUGUGUUUGGCAUCCACCUGUGGAUGUUCUUCAUCCUGCCUGCUGUCACUGAAAGGAAGUUCAAUCAGAACUUUGUGGCCCAGCUCUGGUACUUUGUCAAGUGCAUUUACUUCGGCCUGUCAGCCUAUCAGAUCCGCUGUGGGUACCCCACCCGUAUCCUCGGCAACUUCCUCACCAAGAAAUACAACCACCUCAACCUGUUCCUAUUCCAAGGGUUCCGUCUGGUGCCGUUCCUGGUGGAGCUGCGAGCGGUGAUGGACUGGGUUUGGACUGACACAACUCUGUCCCUGUCAAACUGGAUGUGUGUGGAGGACAUUUACGCCAACAUCUUCAUCAUCAAAUGCAGCCGCGAGACAGAGAAGAAAUACCCACAGCCUAAAGGGCAGAAGAAGAAGAAGAUAGUGAAGUACGGCAUGGGCGGACUCAUCAUCUUCUUCUUGAUCUGCAUCAUCUGGUUCCCGCUGCUCUUCAUUUCCCUGGUCCGAUCGGUGGUGGGCGUGGUCAACCACCCGAUCGAUGUUACAGUGACGGUCAAGCUCGGAGGAUACGAGCCCCUGUUCACCAUGAGCGUGCAGCAGCAGUCCAUCCAGCCCUUCACGGAGGCCGAAUACGAACAACUCACUCAGAAGUUUGGGGACAAUGCGGUAGCCAUGCAGUUCAUCACCCUCUACAGCUACGAGGACAUCGUGACGUCCAUGAUCGAAGGAAGCUCGGGAUCCGUCUGGAGGAUCAGCCCCCCCAGCAGACAGGAAGUCAUUAAAGAGCUGCUCGGAAGUCCCGUCGACCUGACACUACGCCUGGCCUGGACUUUCCAGAGGGACCUUGGUAAAGGAGGGACGGUGGAACACACCUUCGACAAAUACUCUAUAGACCUGGAACCCAGCAACCCAGUCAGAGCAGAUCUGGCCUCGCUACUGGUCGGCAAUCGCACUGAGCCCGUGCUUGUUCCUAAUAUGUUCCCCAACUACAUCCGUGCUCCCAACGGAGCUGAAGCCAAACCCGUCGGUCAACUGUUUAAAGAUAAUGAAGCUGGUUACCUGAAUAUAACCCUGUCCCUGAUGAGCGACGGGUCACUGAACGACAGCAGGAAUCAGGAGUGGUGGGACAUCGCCAUCGCGGGCUGCGCCCCCGCUUCAUGUGGAGUUCUGCCCAUGGUCAUAUUCAAUGACAAAGUCAGUCCGCCCAGCCUGGGCUUCCUGGCUGGAUAUGGGAUCAUGGGUCUGUACGUGUCCGUGGUCUUAGUCAUCGGGAAGUUCGUGCGCGGCUUCUUCAGCGAGAUCUCGCACUCCAUCAUGUUCGAGGAGCUGCCCUGUGUGGACCGCAUCCUGAAGCUCUGCACAGACAUCUUCCUGGUGCGCGAGACCGGAGAGCUGGAGCUGGAGGAGGAACUUUACUCAAAACUCAUCUUCCUCUAUCGAUCGCCGGAGACAAUGAUCAAAUGGACCCGGGACAUCCACGGCCGAGAGCACGACAGAUACUGACUGGUUAUGUUCGGCUGUGACAGAACACAGUGAUAUCUGAAGCGCAUCGCAAAGACGCCCGAGGGGAAAGCUCACGGAAAGCUUCACUGGGACACUCCUUUCUUGACUUACAGCCAAGGACACGCAUGAAAGGAGAAAUACACUAAUGGAUCGAGCGGAUGAAACGUCUCCUGUUGCUUCUCCACAGCGGCCCGGGCACUUUCAUCCCACCACCGUACACUACAGACUAUUGGGAGUGGAAUCGCGGUCCAGCUGCAGGUGGGAGCGAUGGCAGCUGGAUGCCUGCGGCUACAACGUCCCUGGAAGUCAGAUUGAACAUUGGUCGGAUGGUUUAAAGGUCAAACACAAGAGGAAUUUCCCUCCUGACGCCUCCCACGGCACCCAGGUGGAGAGACAAUGUGGCGGGAGACCUGAAAGUAAUCGUAGGUUUAACCAAGCUGGAGUCUGCAUCCGUAUGCUGAUUGAUUUUUUUUUUUUUUUUUUAAACAACAGAAAGCUGUCAAUCAAAUGUCUUGAAAAUCCAUCACUCUUGUAAAAUGUGACCAGCACGCUCUGUAGCGACCAUGUUUGUUUGACUCUUUCUGAUGUAAAGGGCCAUUUUAAGGUUAUUUUAUGCCUCACGAGAUGUUGCCCACGUGUCCCGGGGUUCAGGGGGCAAUGGCGAUAAGAUAAGGUUGGUGAGAGAACUGUCGAUCGGGUUUCUGGAAAAAGCUACGUUGGUGAUGGCUGCAUUUAGACACUUUAAAAGCCAAAGUUCAUUUCCGUUCAAUUAAAACACUUAAUUUAUCCCCCAGUGGGGCAGCUAGUGCCGCAUACACAACACAAACACACAUACAACCGUUAAUUACAGUCCAAUGUUUGAUUUUAACGUGUCCAGGUCAAAUGUAGAGAGGAAAAAAAAGAAGUCAUUUUAUGAUCAACCAUUGAAAUUAUUUUGGGUUUAAGUGCUGGUUCUCUGUUGGCACAGUAUUUGCAACAUUUACAACUAGACCACUCAACAAAAACACUGAAUACAAAGUGAAUAUAUUGAUUGAAUAGAUAAAGAGUCACUGGCCUCUGGAAUGAUGGGCUGGACUCAUCACUUACCUAAUUUGUCUCAGACAUUUGUGUCCCAUGAGCCCCUGUCCUCACCCCCUCGACUGAAUUUAUUUUUCCCCGUUGUUAUUCCCUCGUAGAUUUAAAGAAAAUAUACAGUGUUCCACUAACUUAUUGGAUGUCGCGAUAUAUAGAUCAUUUUUGUAAAAUUGUCAACGUGUCGAUGGUUCAACAUGCUGCACGUGUACAGAACAGUGAUGAUUGAAAAUUAUGUGGCCAAAUCAUGUGAAGUAAAUCUCACCAGGCUUGAGUUUUGAAUGGCCCUCUGUGCUAUAACACAAUGGUAAUGUAGAUGUUAAAACAGUAUGUGACUGAAAAAGAAUAUCAAGAAUUAUAUUUUUCAAUCAGACGUAGCCAAGGAACAACUUACGUCCUCCUCACACCCGACAGUUGCUCUGACUGGUUGGUUGUUACUGGGGGGGAUUCAUUGUGGGUCUCUUGGUUUCGUGGUCAUUUGUGUAAUUGCAGAUGGGUUUGGGAAUAUGAACCACUAAAGACAAAAAUAUUAAAUGAUCAUGGCCUUAAAGUGGGUCCUGUAUUAUUAAGGUGUGUCAAAAUUGACAUGGUGCAUAUUCCUGAAUAAAAGUCUUCCUACAGGGGCCCUCGGCUCAUUCUUGUCCCUGGGCCCCUGAAAGGUCAAUCAA
Messenger RNA from Scophthalmus maximus (turbot), 10130 nucleotides. RefSeq names its product piezo-type mechanosensitive ion channel component 1 (gene piezo1). The record is from RefSeq and is a predicted model, not a curated record. Lineage: Eukaryota; Metazoa; Chordata; Actinopteri; Pleuronectiformes; Scophthalmidae. The transcript is spliced from 55 exons. Bases 469 to 8391 code for a protein of 2640 amino acids.